Molecule: messenger RNA, 510 nt
Organism: Trichoderma harzianum CBS 226.95
Lineage: Eukaryota; Fungi; Ascomycota; Sordariomycetes; Hypocreales; Hypocreaceae
Exons: 1
Coding region: 1-510 (169 amino acids)
Source: RefSeq, a predicted model, not a curated record
AUGGCCAACUCCCUCAUUCUCGGCUCGUCUCCUAUAUUUGGCCGGGUCGACUCCUUCAUCUUCGAAGACUGGGUCACCAAGAUCGACUGGGACAAAAAGAUAGAAGAGCUGGGCUCAGACAAGUUUGAAGAGACCGAAAUGGUCCUCGACUUGCGCAUGGCAGGCUAUUUCCCAGCCCCAUACAACAAAAUAGUUGUCUAUGAAGUGGCCUACACUAAGCAGUAUCAAAUCAUUUGGAGCUUCCUCUGCAAAAAGACCGAUGUCACCGAUGCGCAGGCUAAGGCACUCAGCGAGGUACAAAAGACUCCCGAAAUUACGGAACUCAAGAGGAAAUGGGUCGGAACAUGGGAGGGCAUCUCAACCAAGGAAUUUCAUGAAGUACGGACUGAAUGUUCUAGAACUUUUGAUGAUGAGGAAGGAUCUACAGUCUAUCCCGAGCUACGAGAGAUGCUAGUUACCGAGUUUUCCAAUGGGGUUGUAAUGAAGGUGAUGCAUAUCAUGAUUGAAUAA